AUGUCAAUUGUUAGCAAAGAUCCUGACCAUAGAAUCAAUGGUUUUCUUGAUGAACUUAAUUUCUCACUGACUGAUGAGUGGAUUCAAGAAGAAAACUUGCGAAAAGCUGCUUUUUCAAAGUUAGGCGAUAAUAUUUUUAAGAAUCAAAAGAAGUUGAAACUUACCGCUAGAAUGGGAAUACCUGCUACGAUGAGGCAAGAUGUAUGGUUGAUGGCUUCAAAUGGCAAACAAUUAAUUGAUGAGUUAGGAAAUGUCUAUGAGAAUGCGUUAUCUCUAGUAAAUCGCCAAUUAAAAUCAAACAAAGUUCACGAACAUUCGCUCGAAGAUCUAUUUAGCGGUUCCGCUUACAUCAUCAAGUUUUUACCUGAGAAAAUCCAACCAUUAGUUAAAGAAUUUCUUAGAGCUAUCUGGGCAACAAACAAAGGCAUUGAAUAUUCCCCUUUUCUUCCAGUAAUUGCCGUAAUAUUACUUUUAUUCAUGGAACCUCCAGCAGCAUACGCUUCAUUACAAGCAAUGAUACGUCGAUCUCAAGAAGACAGUUGGUAUUUUACACUCAAUCGAAAGAAUUACUACAAAAAUGGUGUUGCAAUCGAAAAGUUAUUAAAUAUUAAGACUCCAGAUGUUGUUUCGAAAGCAAAAUCUCUUGGUGUUGGCAUAGAUUUCCUUAUACUCGCAUUACUUCCUUCAUUUUUCAUUCCGAUAAGUCAAUUACCAAUUGCAUUAACAUUUUUCGACAGUUUUAUUGUUGAAGGAAGGAAAGUAUUGCUCCGAUUCAUAACAACUAUAUUCAAGAUCAACUCAGAUAUUCUUUUGAAGUCAAAUUCACCAAAAGAAUUCGUAACAAUCAUCUUAGAUACAUUUAGUGGUUUUUCAAAACCACAAAACUUGCGAACAUUCUUGAAAGAGAGUUUCAGUAUAUACAUGAGUCGCAAGAAACAUCUAUUUGGUCUUGAACGCAUCGAAACGGACAACAACAAAAUUUCAGAAACUAUCAAAAACACUAAAAUGAUUGCAUCGAUAUUUAAUGACCAAAUUCGAGGCGAUUUCAAUCCUCUCGACUUCCCUCGGAAACUUAAUUUGAAUGUACUAUCAGAUCUUGCGAACAUCAUUCCAUCAGAAGAGAUUGUUAAAUACCAAAAGAAUGUACAGAGGAAAUUCAACGAAAUCGAGAUAAUUCACGAAGGUCGACUUCUCGACACGAAGAACUAUUUCGUUAUUAAAGAAUACAUUCCUUUCAUAUACUUGAGACAGAAUCCUUCUCUGUCUUAUUCACUUUCUAAAGAUGGAACAAUUCUUCAGACUCUUUUGAACGAGAUGAAGAAGAAAGGUGCACAUAUAUUGAUUAUUAAGACAGACAAGUCAAUCAUCGGAGCUUUUCUUUCAGAUCAGCUCGAAAAGACAGGAAGUGUUUACUCAAGAAACACUUCUAAUUUUGUUUUCCACAUCAAGGAUUCAACUAUGAAGUGCUACAAACAUCCUCGUCCUCCAAACAAAGAUUACUUAUCUGUCGAUGAUGACACAAUAAUGAUUGGCGGUCCAAAUCCAGCAAUCAUCAUCGGAGACAGACUUGAUAAAGUCCGAUCUUGCAAAUGUGAUACAUUUGACUCACCUCAACUCACUCUCGAACCAUCUGAAAACAUCCUUGAUGUUGAACUAUACAUUCUUGAAAACUAA
This is a messenger RNA of Trichomonas vaginalis G3, 1674 nucleotides long. Its product is annotated as activation of GTPase protein. Lineage: Eukaryota; Parabasalia; Trichomonadida; Trichomonadidae. The record is from RefSeq and is a predicted model, not a curated record. The transcript has a single exon. The coding region runs from base 1 to 1674 and encodes 557 amino acids.